CCUCCUCCUCCUCCUCCUCUGCAGGUGACAUUGCAGCUCAGACCACCCUGCUCUGGUCUCUGUCUCGGUUCUGGUCUCUGGUCUCGGUUCUGAGGUUCUGCAGGCACCAGAUCCCGGGUUGAAGUUGUGCGUAAAAGUUGCGCCUCCCGUCAGUGACGCGUCGCGCCCUCCGUCAGCAGGAGGACUCCUCAGACUCGCUCCUGAGCUCGAGCUGGACGGAGACCCCCCACCUCCCGUCCUCCCACCUGAUCGGACCCGCGGGACAACAGAACCCCACCUGCGGGGGUCUCCUGGAAGGAUCUGGGUUUUUGGCGCGCUGUCUCUGCGGAUCGGGACCUGAUGAUGGAGGAAACCAUGUUCGUCUGCAACACGAGCGCCAUCAAGGACUGGAGCUACUUCCUGUCCCGGAUCCUGCCCCUGGUGAACCAGACCACGGGUCUGGUGGUCCUGGACAAGGCGCGGACCGUGACCCCCACCGUGGUGAGCUCCCUGCAGCCCGACGGCGCCGCGCUGAGCGCGAGCCCCCCGCCUCUGGACCCCAACCAGACGUCGGGCAUGGAGCAGAUCCUGCAGUUCUCUGAGGGGGACCUGCUGCUCCCGGACUACAGGAGCCCCGCGCGAGACCCCAUCCCGCUGCCCAGGGCAGUCCUGUACCUGGUCAUGGCGGCGCUGGUGGUCGUGGCCGUGGCGUACGCGAUAGUUGGACACCUGGUCAAAGAUGUUCUCAACGACUUUGUGGGUGGAGGCAGGUCGAUGGUGGCUGAAGGUGACGGCGGCGAGAGCAGCGAGCCAGACUGGACACUGAGCUCCCGCCGAGCCGCCAGCCACAACCACCCAGAGAUCAACUGCAUCACCAGCAACAUGACGGAGCUGGCCGAGAGGCCUCGGCUGCUGGAUACCAACCACGUCCAGCUGAACCACCACAGCUGCCUGGACCUGAGUGGACCGGAGGACACCGUGGUCACCGUGGACGAGACGCUGGUGCAGCCGGGUCCUCCCGACUCUCACCCCGGAACCUAAACUGGGACCUCAGGGUCCUCCCUGGGAGAAAUCUGGCAGCACGUGUUUACAGUGGAUUUCCACGUUUGUCCAGACAAAUGGAAGCUUCGUCCACUGCUGCAUGGCCUGCAGGUGUCACAGGUGUGGCACAGGUGUGGCACAGGUGUGGCACUGAGCCGGAGGGGAGAUGCUGAUGUUUGGAACAACUUUUCUGCUGAGAUCAGCUUCAUUUGGAUCAAUCAGAGUAAAAAAGUAACUUUAUUCUCUUUUUUUUUUUGAGCUUUUAAAAAAUAAAAUAAGCUUUAAUGAAAAAAAGACUUUCUCACAGAUAAAUACUGACACAAUCAUCCUGAAUAUCCUGCAGACAUGGGUCAGAGCUUCCUGUGACGCUGCUGCUGGAAACACAAACAUGCGCACCUGUUUGACCUUUGUUCACCUGUUUGACUUCUACUCACCUGUUUGAUAUCUGUUCACUUUUUUUUUUACCUCUGCUCACCUGUUUGACUUCUGCUCACCUGUUUGAACUCU
Molecule: messenger RNA, 1527 nt
Organism: Austrofundulus limnaeus
Lineage: Eukaryota; Metazoa; Chordata; Actinopteri; Cyprinodontiformes; Rivulidae
Exons: 3
Coding region: 340-1020 (226 amino acids)
Source: RefSeq, a predicted model, not a curated record